Funneliformis mosseae is the source of this 190-nucleotide messenger RNA. The record is from the annotation of a GenBank genome assembly. NCBI's taxonomy places the organism in Eukaryota, Fungi, Glomeromycota, Glomeromycetes, Glomerales, Glomeraceae.
AAUCAAAGAUUCAGAUACUUUACAACUCGAUCAAGAAAAUAUAAAUCCAAUUGGAAUUCCUUUAAUUGAACAUCCUUUAAUUAGGCGACCUAAAGGAAGACGAUCAGGAACUACAAGAUUUAAAAGUCCUUUAGAAACUUCAUCUUGUCCUAAUGAAGUCCGAAGUCAAAACAAGUGUAGUUUAUGUUAA